Lactuca virosa is the source of this 1428-nucleotide messenger RNA. The record is from the annotation of a GenBank genome assembly. NCBI's taxonomy places the organism in Eukaryota, Viridiplantae, Streptophyta, Magnoliopsida, Asterales, Asteraceae.
CACAAAGAGCGACGUAUUGCCUCUUGGGUUUAACUAGGGCUUUUUCUAAAUACCCCCAUUCUUCCUGUUCCUAUUUCCUUUCCUUACCAUUACCAAUUUGAUAGCCAUGAAUCGGUUCUUGAGAUCCCAUACCGCGAUUCACGCACUCAGAUCACUCAACAAGGCUCAACAAUCGCCGUUUAGAGCAAUCUCAACAUCAUCAUCUUCCAUUCUCAACCAAUCAUCUAUCACUUCCUCUAAUCACUCGUCGCCUCUUCGGCCGCUGUCAUCCUCCCCCUCCAACGUCCGUCAUUUCCGCUCCUCUCGCGAUCCCAUCAACAGUUAUGAUACUCCGCCACCUGUUAAUUGGGGCAUCCGGAUAGUACCUGAGAAGAAGGCUUUCGUGAUUGAAAGGUUUGGAAAGUACGCUAAGACCUUGGAACCUGGGAUUCACUUGUUGAUUCCUUUUGUCGACAAAAUUGCCUAUGUGCAUUCUCUCAAAGAAGAAGCAAUUCCUGUCCCAGAUCAAUCUGCCAUUACCAAGGACAAUGUCAGCAUCUUGAUUGAUGGGGUGCUCUAUGUUAAGAUCGUUGACCCUAAGUUGGCAUCAUAUGGAGUGGAGAAUCCACUCUAUGCUGUCAUUCAGCUUGCACAGACAACCAUGCGUAGUGAGCUUGGCAAGAUCACUCUUGAUAAAACAUUUGAAGAAAGAGACACACUGAAUGUAAAGAUAGUGAUAGCUAUUAAUGAAGCUGCAAGAGAUUGGGGUUUGCAAUGUCUUCGAUAUGAAAUAAGGGAUAUAUCUCCUCCACCCGGUGUAAAAGCAGCUAUGGAGAUGCAGGCAGAAGCAGAGCGUAAAAAGAGAGCCCAGAUUCUUGAGUCCGAAGGAGAAAGACAAGCACACAUUAACAUUGCUGAUGGAAAGAAGAGCUCGAUGAUGUUGGAAGCUCAGGGGGAAGCAGAGGCUAUUUUGGCUAAAGCACAAGCAACAAACAAAGGCAUUGCUUUGGUUUCUCAAGCCCUUAAAGAAAGUGGAGGAGUUGAGGCAGCAAGCUUGCGAGUUGCAGAACAAUACAUCAAUGCUUUUGGAAAUGUGGCAAAGGAGGGGACGACAUUGUUGCUUCCUAUGAAUGCUUCGAACCCUGCCAGCAUCAUGGCUCAGGCUCUCAACAUAUACAAAAGCUUAAUCGGUCCCGGUCCUGGACAUACCAGUGACUCAACAGCUGCAGAAGCCAACAGCACUCAACAUGACACUCAUUCUCAUUCUAGCCUCCUAGGAGGAUCACCAGUCUUUUCUCUUCAAGACAAAAGGAAGAAUUAAAUAAAAUUCCAUUCCAUUGAUAAACUACAUAGCCAUUCAACUUACUAUUUUACUUUGUACUCAGUCAGAUGAGAUUUGGUUUUUGGUCAAGACAGCAUGUCAUGUCAUGUCCCCCCAUACACCUCGUU